Paramecium sonneborni is the source of this 1313-nucleotide messenger RNA. The record is from the annotation of a GenBank genome assembly. NCBI's taxonomy places the organism in Eukaryota, Ciliophora, Oligohymenophorea, Peniculida, Parameciidae.
AUAUUUUAAUAUUUAAAUCUUUGAAAUGAGUAAAAAGAAUACUAAGCGUAAAUAAAACAACAAAACAGAGAAGGAUGACGAUUACAGUGACAUCUUUGAGGAAUAAUUACCUAUAAUAAAAAAAAAAUCAAAAGAAGAACAGCAAACAAACCAAAUACUCUUUGAAUCGAUCCGUAAUCCAGAAUAAGCAAAUCUGAUUCGUUGUCCAAUAGAAUCCAUCAAUAUUGAAUAGGUGCAUUAUAUUCAUUAAUUAAUUAGAUUCUCUAAGACAUUUUGUAUGAGUCUUCAAAAGAGUCUCAAUAUUCUAAAACACUUAAGCAAAUUCUUCUUAUGGGAUAAAGAGAAUUGAAAGACAAACAAAAAUAUUACUAAUUUAAAUGGCAAUCAUUAGGACACUCAAAUAUUAAUCGUCAAGAAUAUCAAAGAUAAGAACAAAUGUUAAAAGAAUAAUAAUCUAAGGAUAUAGCUGAAAUUUAAAAUAAUGUUAUUGCUGAAUUAGGAAGAAAACGAGUAAAAGGAUUUCAAUAAAGAGAAGACAUUCUUGAUGAAUUUCGAAUUAAUUUUAUGAAAAAAAGACAUCUCACUCCAGAUGGACCAGUAAUGGAAGAAUUCUAAUUUUAUGUUGAUCCUGAAGAAGCAAAUCGACUUAAGAGAGAUCAAAUUUAAUUAUUGGAGAAACUUAUGGAAGAAUCACAUCUUAUACCUGAAAAUCAUCCUACAGAAUUAAAAAGAUACUUUAGUCAACCAGAUAAUACAGGACAUCAAACACGUUAUUUAUAAAGAACUUAAAGUAAUUAUAUAUAAAGGUAAUAAAUAUUAUUUAUAUUAAUAGUAAUAAUGAAUAACAUUAAAGUGAUGUUUAGAAAUUAUAAAUAUUCCCUAAAUUAUAAAUUGAUAAAAUUAUCAAAGAGAAAAUGGAAAAUAUGACACCUAAAAAAAUUGAAGUAAUUGUUUAUAAAAUAACCCAAGCUUGAAGGAACUGCUCAAACUUGAUGAGUAAGAUUUUCAAGUUAUUCCAAGAAAUGUAAGAGUUAUGCUUUUGGAUUCAAAAUCUGAUGAAUUAUACACAGAUAAAGAUUUUUAAUUAGAUUAAGCUGAAAGAUACAUAGAAGUAUUUAAUUAAUUGAAAGUAUUAUAUCUUGUAUAUAAAGAACUAAAAUUUUUAUGAAUUAGAUCUAGAAAAGAUGUUAGAACUUACAAUUUAUAUUGUUAAUAAUACUCAUUAUUAAUAAAAAUUUAAAUUAUCUGAAGAUAGAAAAUAAGUCACUCCAAGAGAAUUAUUGAAUUAUAUUGAAAAAUUACAAAGAUAAUGA